GAGGCAAUCGCUUAAUCAGCUGAGCCACCCAGGCGCCCCGGUAGAAGGUCAUUUUAAAAAGGACUGAAAAGGUGGGAUGGACAGAGUUGAGUGGGUAUUUUUUGACUACCUAAUAAAAGCUAGGACCUCAAAGAUACAGAGGGAAGUUGAACGGGACCUGGCUUCUGAUCUCAAAUCUAGGUAGGGAGGCAAGGUGUGAAUUCAGGAAGAAGCCACGAACCAUGGUGACGUGCAGUGGUUUGAGCCUUCAUCAACCAUCACAGUCACCUGAAGAAUUUUGUUUAAAAUACAGAUUCCCAGGUCUCAGUGCAGCCCUACUCCUGUGUGGGAUGGGGCUGGGAAGUUUCAGCAGUGCUACAGUGUCCUAAGGAGGGCAGGCUUUACCAGUGGGAUCAUUGGAGCUGCAUCUUGAAGGAUGGCUAUGAUUUGGGUGUGUGGAGAGGCAGAGGAGUCAGUCCUGAUUGGCUCAAGGAGUGUAUUUGGUUGGGUUUGAAGAAAUGGCAUGUACAGAGUUUUGGGAGUUGGGGUGGAAAGGCAUUUUUGAAAGAGUAAGUGUAAGUGUCAGGCUGGAACACUGGGUUUGCAUGGGAAUUGUGAGGAGGAAGAUUAGAAGGAACGGUCUUUGUAGGCUAUAGAACUUGCUGGAGUGCUCCCUCUGCCUCCUCCCCGCUUCUUCCUUCUUUCUCUUCUGCUUCUCUACUUCCUUCUUGCCUCCCAACCCUCAAAAUCUUCCAUCCUUUGAAUUGCUACUAUUGAAUGGAUAUUAUUAUUCUGAGUAUUUGGAUGAGAAAACCUGAGGCUCUGACCAUGGUUACAUAGCUUGUAAGAGUCUAUUCUGAGUCCAGUAAUCAUCCUGCACUGAGGAUUCUUGAAUGUGGGCAAGAAGCUGGGCUGGGCUUGGGGGGUGGGGGUGGGGGUAUUGGAUUAGCAGGGUGGCUGAUUGAACCAUCUCAGGCAAGACGAGGUGGGUGGUUAAAAGCAUGGCCUUGAGUCAAAUAGUUUGGGUUCAUAUCCCAGCUUCAUUACUUGCGUGACCCUGGGCAAGUUGCUUGAUCUUACUAAGCCUCAGUCUUCUCACCUGUAACAUGGGAGCAAUAACACUCGCCUCAUGGGGUUGUUACAAGGAUCAAUGAGGUGUACUUGGCACAGAGCAAUUGCUCACCACCUGGAAGCAAUUGUAAUUAGCCUUCUGUAAUUAGUCUCUGGGCUCUGGCGGUGCACCUGCAUCUCAUUCUUCAGCACAUUGGUUUCCAGGACACAGCCCAUCCUGGUUGAGCUUGUUUUAUUAAGGAUGACAUUAGAGGUGCAGAAAGUUUGCCACUGGUAAAUAUAUAUUGAAAACCUCCCAUAUGCUUGGCAUGGCCUAGGAACUAGUGACUCAAGGCUUAUAUCUGAUGGAAAGGAGGUUUGGAGUGGGGGGAAUGAUGGGUUAUUCUCAUCAGGUGACAUAGGAAGAGGAGGGAUGCUUGAAGCGGGAAGUGGAAGGGCCCUUCACUACCAAGAACUGAGAUGAGCUCCGUCAGACCUAGAGGGUGGGUGGUGACUGACAGUCUCUUCUGCGCCCUGGAAAGGUUAGCCCUGGCCAGUCUGGAUCCUUCUCACUCUCCGGCUGAAGGCUGAUGGAGCCUCUGUCCAUCUCUUUUCCAGGUGGCAGUGACAUGGCUGUGCCCCAGGCUUCUCCACCGGGGCACCUCCAUGAGCCUGCCAGUGCCCUGAUGGAUCUCCAGCCUUGUCCUCGAAGCUUGGCUGAGAGCUUCCUGGAGGAGGAGCUGCGGCUCAAUGCUGAGCUGAGCCAGCUACAGUUCUCGGAGCCUGUGGGCAUCAUCUACAAUCCUGUGGAGUACGCGUGGGAACCACACCGCAGCUAUGUGACCCGAUACUGCCAGGGCUCCAAGGAAGUGCUCUUUCUGGGCAUGAACCCCGGACCCUUUGGCAUGGCCCAGACUGGGGUGCCCUUUGGGGAAGUGAGUAUAGUCCGGGACUGGUUGGGCAUUGGGGGACCUGUGUUGACCCCACCCCAAGAGCACCCGAAGCGACCAGUGCUGGGACUGGAGUGCCCUCAGUCAGAGGUGAGCGGUGCCCGGUUCUGGGGCUUUUUCCGGAACCUCUGUGGACAGCCCGAGGUCUUCUUCCGUCGCUGUUUCGUCCACAAUCUGUGUCCUUUGCUCUUCUUGACUCCCAGUGGGCGCAACCUCACGCCUGCUGAGCUACCUGCCAGGCAGCGAGAACAGCUUCUUGGGGCCUGUGACGCGGCCCUCUGCCGACAGGUGCAGAUUCUGGGGGUGCGGCUGGUGGUGGGCGUGGGGCGGCUGGCGGAGCAGCGGGCGCGGCGGGCUCUGGCAGGCCUGAUGCCUGAAGUGCAGGUGGAGGGGCUCCUGCAUCCCUCACCUCGGAGCCCCCAGGCUAACAGGGGAUGGGAGGCAGCAGCCACGGAGAGACUGAAUGAGCUGGGGCUGCUGCCACUGCUAACAAAGUGAGGGCCCCUGUGGCCCAGCACAGGAGGUUUUCCAGGCCCCCAGGUCAUCCCAGGGCAAGCAGAGGACUGUGAGCCCCCUGGACUGGAGCCACAGGCUCCUUCUGGGCUCCCUGGUUGCUGGGACCUGCCGUGGCAGUUUUGACACUACUCCCUGCAUCCUUCACCUUCUUUGAGCAUUGCCGCUGCGGUAACCGGCUGCACGGAGGCUUGGUGUCUGCAGACUGCUCUACCUCACCGUGUUCUGGGGAGCCUCCGGUCAGCUGUGAGUGGCCUGAGCAAUGACUUCUGAGGCUGUGUUUGAGAGAAGAGCCUGUCAGGAUCCUCACCUGUCCUCUUAGAACAGCUGCCUUCAAGCUGAGCCUUUUCCUCACAGGGACCAGGACAAAUGGAGGGCUAUGGGUGAUACGAGUGAACUUCUUCCGGGAGACGGAAGCUGGAUCAGAGAAAGGAUUCAGCGUGGCCGAGUGGGGAAGACCAGAAGACUGGCUUUCUUCAUCUUGGCUUUGAGACUUCAUGACUUUGUCAUCUUUAUGACUUUGGACCAAUUUAAUGAACCUCUCCAAGCCUCGGGAUCCUCGUCUGUAAAAUGGGGCUCCCUGCCGCAUGGGGUGGGAGUGGGGGUUAAGUGAGAUAACACUAGAAAGUGCCUUGCGUCGUGCCUGGCAGGUGGGGGCUCCUGCUUCUUGCUUUUUUGCCUCUUGAUUGUGGUGUCACUGUACCACACUACAGGGGGAGCUCCCCCGCUCCGAAGACCUUGCUGGGUGAGGGGCGGAUCCUUGUCCUGCUACAGGUGGACCGAUAACUUUAUGAAAAACCCAGCCUGUGAUUUUUUUCAGUCCGAGCAUUAAAAACUCUCAAAUCGGGGCACCUAGGUGGCUCAGCCAGCCUUUGGUGCGGUCGUGAUCUCUCAGGUCAUGAUCGCUCAGGUGCCCCCACUCAGCAGGGAGUC
Molecule: messenger RNA, 3425 nt
Organism: Enhydra lutris kenyoni (northern sea otter)
Lineage: Eukaryota; Metazoa; Chordata; Mammalia; Carnivora; Mustelidae
Product: single-strand-selective monofunctional uracil-DNA glycosylase 1
Exons: 2
Coding region: 1620-2477 (285 amino acids)
Biological process (GO): base-excision repair
Molecular function (GO): oxidized pyrimidine nucleobase lesion DNA N-glycosylase activity; single-strand selective uracil DNA N-glycosylase activity
Source: RefSeq, a predicted model, not a curated record